GGAGAGAAAACCAAUAAAUGGCUUGACCGUUUCACCAAAGAAGUGAAUCUCCAUCGAGCAGUCCGAGCUGAAGCCGACAGAACAAGACGUCACAUGGUAAGCAGCUAAAGAGACGUUAACGAGCGUUCUUCAUUAGCCAUUACGAGUAGAAUAACAGUGGUUUCUACGUCAUUAGACAACCCUCACCCAAAAGCAGACUAGUUUGAGUUGCUUAGUUUCGCUGCUCCCAAUUUUGGAUUCAGGAGCGCGACAACGCUGCAGCCAAGAGCGCUACCAUUUGGUGUUACACUUCCGAGCACAAUUCUUGAGACCUCUGAAUAGGAGAGAUGGAUACGAAAUUUCUCUUCAUCGUCGGAUUGUUUUUCAUAGCCAAUGGCGUCAUCGCUCAAAUAGCCAGUGGACAACGCCAAACCGGGCAAGCAUCCCCCUGGGCUUGGGCGUGCCGAACUGGCAGGGGUUGUGUUAAAGUGGCAAAAGAUUCGCCUGUACAAGAAGGAGAUAACAUGGACAACCCAACACUGGCAGGUUGUAAAUUGACUUGCAAUGACGAGUCGGUGCUAUGGCCAAAACCCCGCGACGGAAUCUAUCUAUCAAAAACCCUUGUGUCUUUUCUUCCGACCGACAUCCGCACCAAUCGAAUCAACGCACCAAGUUCCGAGGUUAAGUCGUUGACGAAUGAAGCGAUUACAAUAUUCCGUGACGUCAUCAACAAGAGUAUUCCGGAGGCAUUCCGGAGUCGUAGCCAAACAGCAAAAGAACAACAGCGGCCGCAAAUUAAUAUUGUAGUGUCUAUCACAUCGGGUGAGGCAAGACUCGGGAUGGAAACGAGUGAAUCUUAUAAUUUGUACGUGUCAACAAAAUUCGCAACUGUGGCUGCACCAAAUAGUCCGUCCAGUACUACAACCGUUACCAUCACGGCUCAGACUUUUUUCGGAGCUCGUCACGCCAUUGAAACUUUAUCGCAAAUUAUGGCCUGGGACGAUAGUCUGGAAUCGAUGAUUAUGUUGACGGCUGCCAACAUAUCCGACUCGCCAGCCUUUGUUCACCGCGGUCUUCUCAUCGACACUUCGCGUAAUUUUGUCGCCGUUCCAGUCAUCAAGAAGAUUAUCGACGCCAUGUCCUACGAUAAACUGAACGUAUUCCACUGGCAUCUGACUGAUACGCAUUCCUUCCCGUUCGUGUCAACUCGGGAGCCACGACUUGCGCUUUACGGAGCGUAUUCCCCCUCAAAAGUGUACCGCCCUGAAGAUAUCAAAGAAUUGGUCCACUACGCCACGGUUAGAGGAGUCAAGAUCGUUCCGGAAUUUGACGCACCAGCUCACGUUGGCAGCGGAUGGGAGUGGGGCGAACGUGCUGGGAUGGGCCAGUUAGCUCUUUGCGUCAAUAAAGAACCAUGGCCCACAUACUGCGUUGAGCCACCUUGCGGAAUCCUGAACCCAGUCAACGAUAACAUCUACUCCGUAUUGAGCAACAUCUACCAGGAUAUGAAUGAUUUAUUCCAGAGCGAUAUUUUCCACAUGGGUGGCGACGAGGUGAAUUUCAGUUGCUGGAACGAAACCACUGAAAUUAUCGAUUGGCUGAGGGCUCGCGGCCGAAAUGACUACAGCAAAGAGGAUUUCCUAUAUCUCUGGACCCACUUUCAGAACCGAUCUCUAGAAGAAGUAGACAAAGCUUACGGCAAUAAACAACCCAUCGUUUUGUGGACCAGCGGCCUGACAGAGGAUGGCCAUGCCGACAAAUUUCUGGACAAGGAAAGAUACAUCAUUCAAAUUUGGACAACGGGUACUGACCUGAGUAUCGCUCAACUUUACCGCCAAGGCUUCAAGUUAAUCAUGUCAAAUUAUGACGCAUGGUACUUUGAUUGCGGGUACGGGCAAUGGGUUGGUGAAGGGCCCAACAAUUGGUGCUCACCCUACAUCGGUUGGCAAAAAGUUUACGAAAACAGCCCACGAAAACUUAUCGUCAAUUUCAACGAGACAUUCAAUAGUCAACAAAUUCUAGGCGGGGAAGCCGCCAUCUGGUCUGAACAAGUUGACGGAGCAGCUAUCGAAGGGAAACUAUGGCCUCGUAGUUCAGCUCUGGCUGAAAGACUGUGGACUGACCCGGACACAAACUGGCGCGCUGCCGAGCACCGCAUGAACCACCAUCGUGAACGAUUGGUUCAACGUGGAAUUCAGGCAGAUGCCCUUCAGCCAGAAUGGUGUCAUCAAAACGAUGGAUACUGUUUUCUAUAAAGAGAGAAAAAAUGCUGUGUUUCAAUAGAAAACAGAAACCUUCUUGGCGAUUGUAGUCGAUUUUUUUCUUAAAAUUUAAUCGAUUGACUCAAGCUAUGUGCACUGGUUGCUGUAUAGUGUUCAAUAAAAAAAAAAUAAACAGGACAGCAGAACUA
Messenger RNA from Daphnia pulicaria, 2389 nucleotides. RefSeq names its product chitooligosaccharidolytic beta-N-acetylglucosaminidase-like (gene Hexo1). Gene Ontology annotation, biological process: carbohydrate metabolic process; ganglioside catabolic process; glycosaminoglycan metabolic process. Gene Ontology annotation, molecular function: beta-N-acetylhexosaminidase activity. Bases 327 to 2234 code for a protein of 635 amino acids. Gene Ontology annotation, cellular component: membrane. The record is from RefSeq and is a predicted model, not a curated record. NCBI's taxonomy places the organism in Eukaryota, Metazoa, Arthropoda, Branchiopoda, Diplostraca, Daphniidae. The transcript has 6 exons.